This is a messenger RNA of Pyricularia pennisetigena, 165 nucleotides long. RefSeq lists its product as uncharacterized. The transcript has a single exon. Bases 1 to 165 code for a protein of 54 amino acids. Lineage: Eukaryota; Fungi; Ascomycota; Sordariomycetes; Magnaporthales; Pyriculariaceae. The record is from RefSeq and is a predicted model, not a curated record.
AUGCAUCCUAUGCCACGAUCAAAAGACGACGAAUUUUCAGCCGUCACGAUACCAAUAGUGUCGGAGUAUAUAUGGUACUCUAUCCUGAACUCGAUGGUUUUGGCGAGCAUCACCACGUUAGUCCUGCUUUCUGCACACCGUUUGAAGCGUCAAAGGGGGCCCUGA